AUUCUCUCUCUCUCUCUCUUCUCUCUCUCUCUCUCUCUCUCUCUCUCAUUCUUUUCUCACUGUCUGCGACCUCAAUCUGAGCUUCUCCCAUUUGAUUAGCCGAGCCGCAAAAGCUCUCUAGAUCUUCAAUACCAGCAGCCAAAUUAUUUGAUGGUAUAGAAAUCUUUAAGCAAGAGGUUGCGGCACUGAAUAUUCUCAAUGGAAGCACAGAUCUUGAAAGAGGACAAUUCUAAAUUCCCGAGCUUGGAAGAAGAGCCUAAAUCGAAAGGCUUGGAAGAAGAUAGUUCUAAAGCACAAGAAGAACCUAAAUCACAGAGAUUGAAUGAAGAAGAGCAUAAAUCUCAGAGAUUGAAAGAAGAAGAAUGUACAUCGCCAAGCUCUACAGAAGAGCUUAAGUUAAACAGCUUGGAAGAAGAGCCUAAAUCGCAGAGCUUGGAAGAAGAGAAAGAAGAAGGACAAGAUAGCUUGGAACACCCUAGAUUCAAUGAAAGUGCAUUGCAAUUUUUGGAUUCGAUGGAUGGGUAUUUAACCCUAUUGGAUUCGUUGUCAUGGACACUCCGGCAGGGAUGGCUGCAACUGGCGAGUGCGCGACAUUCAAUGGGUGGGUCGCGGGUGAGCAGUGCUGUGCUGGACAUGAAGCCCCAUUCAGCUGCUACCUUUGUGCAAGUCGGCAAACAAUCCAAUUUUGAAUCAGGAUUAGGGGAAAUUCAUCAAUUUACACUGCUGAAAUGGGCCUCCUCUGAUAAUGGAAAUGUAUCUCCCCAUAGAGAUGAGAAUCAGCAGCUUAGACAACGAAAGGACAAGGAUGGAGAUGCUCCUGUUACGGCUGAAGAUGAUUAUCAAGAUCAACUUCAGAAGGAGCGAUUUAAAUCACUUUCGGUGUUUGGCGCAUUGGUUUCCCCCAAGCUACGAGCAGCUCAGCUCUCAUUUGAAACUGCACUCGAAGCACUUGUUGAGAUUGCUAACAUGCGAUCGUUGAUGCUUUCCAAUUUUCAUGAAGUCAGAAAAGAAAUGGAAUCAGCAAAUGGCAAGCAAUGAAUGCCAUUACCAUGACAUGAUAGAUACAUUUAUAGCCAGGGUACGUGAGCACCGCCUACCUCUUUAAGUUCUUUCCCGUUUUAUUUCACUUAGCUUUUCCGAGUUACUACAGUUAACAAUUUGAUAGUAGAAGUAAGAGUAGUUGUUCUGAGUUAAACUGGAUGGUUGAAGUGAUGAUACUGUUAGUGUUCCUUUUUACUUCCUUGAAAACUGUCACAUAAUGUUGUCAUGAUCCUAGUUAAUUAUACAUCACAGAAUAAUGUUGUUGAUUUUGUAGAACUCUUUGGGUUCUUGAUCAUUAUGUGAAAUGACAUUAUGAAGUACUGAGUGGUCAUCAUCAUGGUAA
Argentina anserina (silverweed cinquefoil) is the source of this 1384-nucleotide messenger RNA. RefSeq lists its product as uncharacterized. The transcript has 3 exons. The record is from RefSeq and is a predicted model, not a curated record. Gene Ontology annotation, biological process: vacuolar proton-transporting V-type ATPase complex assembly. Bases 199 to 1038 code for a protein of 279 amino acids. NCBI's taxonomy places the organism in Eukaryota, Viridiplantae, Streptophyta, Magnoliopsida, Rosales, Rosaceae.